CAUUAACAACAUAUGAAGUUUUGGGAUUUGCUCUUGAAGAAUAUUAACAGCUAUUCAGAUCAAUAUACAUAUAACUAAGUGUGUCAAUCCCAUUGUAACUAUUUUUAGACAGAAAUCGCAAUCACGUGACACUAAACCAAUGUCCAAAACAGCUCAGUUUGUUUACAUGUGCAAUUUCCGGGUGAGUUUUAUUGACCUGUAAAUUAAUAGGUGAAGACUUAUGAUGCAGGAAACCUUCCAUAUGAUGAAAUCUCGAGGAGCUCUUUUUAUUUCCAUUGUCAUAAUCAAAAAGUAAAACAUCUAUUUUGAGUCACCAUGCCACUUUUAUUGGGAAAAAACACUUAGAUGUGAAGUGCCGGGUAUUUGUUGCUCAACACUGUAGUACACUUUUUAUAACGCAAAUCUGCUUCACUGAUAGGGGAGCACUCAAACAGAAACAUUAUGGCAGCCAUAUCUUCCAAAUAUUCGUUUGGAUCUGCUCAGGAACACAUCCCAACAUGUGAAAAACACGAUUUAAGAAUAGACAUGACAUGUGAGGACUGUGAUGAGUUUAUUUGCUCAGAGUGUGCCAAAACAGACCACAAGGAUCACGACUGGAAAACUAUACCCACAGCAGGAAGUCUAAGAAGGAGAGAGUUAAAAAAGACUCUGAAUAAAAUUAAGGAGGAAGAUGUGAAAAAGAUGGAAAAGAAGAUACAGAAGGCAACCAAACUAAUGGAGAACAACCAGCAAUGUUGUGAUUCUGAGGUCUCUAAAUUUCAGAAACAUUAUGAAGCGAUUGUGUCAAAACUUGCUCAAAUCAAGAAAAACCUUGAGACUAAUUUGAAGAAAAAUCUGGAACAAAAAAAUGCUGAAGUGAUUGAGAAGAAAUUAGACCUAGAAAAGAAAACCAAACAAGUAAUGGAUCUAGUUAAAUUCCUGGAGGAAAAACAUGGUACGAUGUCUGACUAUAAUUUGAUAGAAAACCUCAGAGACUUGACAAGCCUUGUGUCUAACACAGACAUUGAUAUAGAGAAGGGGGACCAUUCAGUGAGAUACAGGAGAGGGGACAUCAGUGAAGGGUUACUUGAAUCUAUGAUGGGACAAACAUUAAAUUUGGAUGAAAUCACUGUUAAUGAGACACAUUCAUUUCAAUAUGGAGAUCAACCUAUAGUUGCUAUGGAGGCAAUCAAUGAAGAUACAUGUUUUGUGAGUGAUAACAAAUCAGGUAACAUUCAACAAGUUAAUAGAAGGAGUGAGAAUGGAAUGAAAAUUAAUAUAAAUGCAACUAAUGUGUGUAAAACAGACAAUGGUGAUGUGUAUGCCACUGAUUAUGAGAACAGAUCCAUUGUCCGUCUGUCCCCGUCAGGCUCAGUCUCUAGAGUAUUUAGUACAGAUCCACUGGAACCAGUGGGAAUCCAUCAAUCCACAGAAGGAGGACUGCUGGUCACGUUGUGUGAUCCUGAGUCAGAACGAUAUCAACCAGACUCACACAGCAGACGUCUGGUCAGACACAUGACACUGACCUGUGACGUCAUCCGUGAGUACGAGUACCAGGAGGACGGUCAGACCAGGCUGUUUACUGUACCAAGGAGGGUCAGACAGAACGGUAACACUGAUAUAUGUGUAGUAAACAGGACAAGUAGAUCUACCGGUGAACUGGUGAUUCUAUUCUUCUCUGGAUCUCUGAAGUCUGUCUACCGUGGACAGAAAUGGAUGGAGAAAUUUAAUCCAACUGAUGUAGUGUGUGAUAAACACUGCAACAUCAUUGUGAAUGACUUGUCUAUAAACAGUGAGAUACACCUCCUGAGUCCUGAUGGGGAGUUCAUGAAGUACCUACUGACAGAGAAUGAAGUAACACAUCCAUGGUCCAUGUCUCUGUAUAAAUCUUCCAUUCUGUGGGUAGGUGACGAUGAUGGACUUGUCAAAGUGUUUCAGUACAAAACUUAAAUCAUAUGUAUAAACCAUAAACAUGACUGUGCAGAUCUUAAUAUCAAUUAACUUCUGAGAGAAUGACUCUAAUUUGUAACUAGAAGAAAAUGAUACAAGUUAACAAAAAGAAUUCAUAUUGUUUGACUUAGUAUAAAAAAGCAAUAAAGAACACAAAUAUUUUACACUAUUAUCCAAGUAAAAUUGACAAAUUCCUUCUUCCUAUGUAUUGUUGUUGUAUAUCACUGUGGAGCAUAUUAAAUCAUACAAAGCUUAUAUUACUCCUCUCUUCUGUUCCAACAGGAUCAAAUUUAUUUAUUAUCUUGAAAUAUCAUUUCAUAAAACUGUUCAUCACAACACUGAUGUGAUAUCAUUCCUUUGCAAAGGUUUGACCUUUGACAGACUUAGAUACAUGUGAUAUCGUGAAAAACAAGUAUCUUUAUAAACAUCAGAUAGUUGUACAGAUUAUAUUACUACAGAUUAGAAAAUUUAACAACAGAGUUUCCUCAGUCUAUUGAAAGAUUGCUAUUUGAUUUAAUUUCAUCUAAAACAAAACAGUUUACUAGUUUACAAGAUAAACAAAAAUUAUUUUGGAUUUUAAACUGUGAAGAAUUAGAUAUAUUAAACUCUCUUGGUAAAUUUUUAAAAAAGGCAUUGCCUUAAUUUGUAUUUCCUAGUCAAAUAUUGGUUUUGAACUUUUCAAUUAUAUGAUAAACUAUUUCAAAUUUGUAUGUACAUUUGUAUUUUGACAUAAUGUAUGGUGUUUAACAUAAAUAUAUAGAAGACACUGUAUUGAAUGUAUAGAAACAUACAUAUACUAAAUAAAUCAAAUGUUCAUGUCUGUCCUAGCUCUUUCAAUCAUCCAACUCUUUCCAUCUUGUACAUGUUUAUUGAAUGUUUUAUGUACAUUCGAUGUUGUAUGUAGUUUCCAUGUUGCCCAUUGAGGGCCCUUAAUUGGUUAAUAAAGAAAUUGAAAUUGAAUUGUAUUCUUCAUCACGCAAACUAUCUUAGGUAAAUCAUUUUAUAUAUAUGACAACUCAACAAAAGAAGUCGAAAG
Messenger RNA from Magallana angulata, 2965 nucleotides. RefSeq lists its product as uncharacterized. The coding region runs from base 442 to 1929 and encodes 495 amino acids. Lineage: Eukaryota; Metazoa; Mollusca; Bivalvia; Ostreida; Ostreidae. Gene Ontology annotation, molecular function: zinc ion binding. The transcript has 2 exons. The record is from RefSeq and is a predicted model, not a curated record.